Messenger RNA from Brienomyrus brachyistius, 3580 nucleotides. It is a transcript of the gene il17ra1a, whose product is annotated as interleukin 17 receptor A1a. NCBI's taxonomy places the organism in Eukaryota, Metazoa, Chordata, Actinopteri, Osteoglossiformes, Mormyridae. The transcript is spliced from 11 exons. Bases 135 to 2450 code for a protein of 771 amino acids. Gene Ontology annotation, molecular function: interleukin-17 receptor activity. The record is from RefSeq and is a predicted model, not a curated record.
CAUUGUACAUUUGCUUAACCCGCCAGGAAGCCUGUGUAGAUGUUUUACGUCGCUUACAAUACUGGGAAGUCCCCCUUGGUCUUGUUAUUUACAAUGAACAUGUACCAUUACACUUUUUGAUAUGAGAAAAGAAGAUGAUUUUAUUAUUGUAUAUCAGUAUUUUGCUUACCGCAUGUCCUGAUCUAUUGCCUGGUCUCCGUGUGCUGGACACGCUGAACUGUACGCAAGCGGGGCUGAGAUGCGAAGUAAACAUAGGCUACUGCCACAGCCAUGGCUGGAAUAAGAAGGUGAGGAUGAUCCCAACUGCCCCACAAGACUUGCAGUGCACAGUGGCGGUACGGCAGGAUGGAAGCGGCAACCUGGUGCCAGUGGUCGCGGUGAGAUGGAGGACGCAGCUCGAUGGAAGCAUGAAACACCUCAGAGGUACAGAAGUUAACAUGCUGAAGGUAUCAACCAACAGGAACCUUUGUGUUCGUUACAACUUCCUGGAUGAAAUUACACCCGCAAAUAAACAGUGGUUAUUUGCUCUGGAUGGAGUGGUGGUAGAGCCUGAAGAAGAGUAUUAUGUUGUUGUGUCUAACUUGCCAAAGCCAACUAUAGGCCAAGGCAGUAACAACAUCUACAAAAAUAUCGUCAUACCAGGAUGCCAGGACGGCAUGAUGCUGAGGACGAAAGCGUGCCUAGAAAGCGGAACCAGUUGGAAGCCAAACAUUAAGCUGAUGAAGGCACUGGUGAAUGGAAGCAGUAAAAUUAUGGUGAAUUUCAGCCGCUGGGAGUAUGCAGGAAGGUACAAGGUGUUUGUGAGGUGCAAUAUCACGCACUGGGAUGUUAUGCAGGGGAAUGAUACCAGACUGAAAGUGCUGUUUGACUCUGAGAAAUUCCCUGCCCGUUGCUGUCUGUUCAGAGUUUCGAUUCAACCCUUAUUUCCUGGGUGCAAAAAUGACUGCAUUCGACCACAGAAGGAGUUUGAUGUUUGUUCUGCGCCACCCAGUGUAGAGCAUCGCAAACUGCUGGCCUUCGGAACCCUGGGUGUUUUCAUUAUCUGUGUGAUGGCCUUGAUUGUCUGUUUAUACUGCAAAAAACAUCAUGGAGAUCCUUCAAAGACUGACACUGAUGCUAAAGACCCAGAACAGACAACUGAGAGCCCACGGAAGGUCCUGAUCAUCUACUCCCUCGACCACCCCCUUUAUAAGGAUGUUGUGCUCAAGCUGUGCGCCUUCCUCAAGGUGAAGUGUGGCACAGAGGUAGUUCUCGACCUCCUGGACUCCACCCAGCUGGGCGUGUUGGGCCGCUUGCAGUGGCUUGAGUGCCAGAUGGAGAGGAUUGGGCAGUCACCCAAUAAGGUGCUGGUCCUGUGCUCGCGCGGCAUGCAGGCCAAGUGGCGAGCCAUGUGCGGGGGACCCCAGGUGACACUGAAGGAGGACACUCAUUCGCCCAUGGGGGACAUGCUGACCCCUGCCUUCAGCCUCAUUAUGCCAGACCUACUCCGGUCCUCCUCCUUGGGCAAAUACGUGGUAGCCUACUUUGAGGGAAUUUGUGAUGAGAAGGAUGUUCCCUCACCAUUCAGACUCACCGUCAAGUAUAAACUCAUGAAUCAUUUUGAAGAGCUCUACCUCAGGAUCCUGGGCAAGGAGAAGUUAGAGCCAUGGAUGAUUAACCAUGUUGAGGGCAUAAGAGAGAAAGAUUAUCAUCAAUGUCCUUCUGGUGAAGCUCUAAGGGAUGCCAUUGAAGCCUUCCAAACCUACCAACUUGAGAAUCCAGAUUGGUUUAAGAAGGAGUGCAUGGAGAAUGAAGAAGAAUGGCACCCUCUUCUGGAAGACACAUAUGACACUUAUUCCCUUCCGCCGGAGUUCAGGGAAGACCCCUGCUGUGAUCAUGAGAUGGAGAUGGCAGAAGACCAUCAGGAGACGUCUGCGGUAAUGUGUCACAGAGAAAGCAGACCUUCUGUCAAUGAAUGCCAUUCAGCUGCUGACACAGGGCAGCGCCAGAUGUUUUUAUCAGCUGGAGGAGACACAUCAAUCAGCAUCAGUUCUGCCAUUUACUCUUCAGUCUUCAGAAGGCAGCUGUGUUGCACAUCUAAACAGGCAGGGCAUGAACUGCUGACAUCUGCUGAGCACAGUUCAUGUUCGCAGGUGGAGCCAAGAGGUAAUGGAGACACAACGGGGACUGAAGAAGAGCUGCUCCUCUCCCUACGUGAUCUCUCGCUCAGGGGCUCUGAGCUACUGCGGACACUGCAGCCCCCGGAGCCGCAGGUUCUUUACGUAGCUGGUAUCUCCUGCAAACCGGAAAAGGAGGAGGAGAACCCACAAAACCUGGAGGAGCAAGGAGAGAAGAGACCUUAUAGUGGGUCAGACCUGGGUUACAUCUCAAGGUCUUCCCUCCAGAGUGAAAACCUCCAGAGUUCAACUACCAUGCUUUCAGUCUAUACGGAGUAUGAUGCCACAACUUAAAAUUCUGACUACUUUAAUAGUAUGAGGACAGGGAUCUCGCAACAAUUUAUCCUAAAAAAAACAACUAAACAUAAGUUUUAUUUUUGCACUUUUCUGUUAAUUCAUCUUUAUAGUUCCUUAACAUACAUAUAAUAAAACACCUUCCACAGAUGUUCAUGGGACACAUAUGUACCUUUUACUACAUAGAUUUAUUAUUAUUUAUUGGUUUGUUACAUACAUUUUAUUUGGCUAAUAUUUCAUGAUACAUACACAGUUUAAAAAGAAAAUACUGGAUCUUAUCAUCUUUAAGGUAUAAUAAUAUACACUCCUUGAACACAAGUGAUUUGCUGUACUGUAAACAAAGGUACAUAAUUGUAUAAAUUUGGAUAUAUUUCUGCCAAACACAUGUGAUUAUGGUUCUUGUUUUGAUACAAUUGAAUCCUGGUUUUUGAUAUUAUGUUUUAAAAUGUCAAAAAUAACAUUUUAAAUCAUAAAAUAUACUUCUGUAUUUUACAGUCUUUUCCAAUUGACACAUUGUAAUUUUGAUAGUCCAUUAUAUAUAUUUGUGUGUCGCAAAUAGGUUGUGAAGCACUUUGAUCCAUUUGCAGUUCAGGUCACACCUUUGUCUUUCCAAUCAACUUCAGCUAAACGUUGUUAUAAAAAAAUCGAAUUUCCCCCAGGUGCAGCAGUCAGAUUUCCUUUAUAGUACAAAGAUGUCGAAGCACUUUGGUACGUUGUGGGGACCCAAUUAAUUCCAGUCAUGAGAAAUUGCCAUUGCAUAAACAGUUCUAAAAUUAGUUUUUAAAUAUACAGUAUAUAAAAAAUAACAUUAACAAACCAUAACAGCAAUAAUAUACUAGAUACACUUUCAACUGUAAAAAAUAUAAGUAACAUUUUCAGAAUAUUCAUUCCAAUCCCUCUCAUCAAAUAUCUCCCUUAACAGUACUCUCUCUGUAGCACUAGAAAGACAGUUUCACAUCUCCAUGUAUCAUUAUUAAACAUCACCUAUUACACACUGUCUUGAUUUGAGCUGUUCUCUUUCAGUACAGUCAGGAAUAUGCAGAAUUGCAGUGUCUCAAAGACAUACAGUGAUGUUUGUUACAAGGUAGUUAAGAAAUGUUUCUAAGUUUUCUCUGGGGAACUAUUAGGUU